AUGCCUUCUUAUCUCCAUCCGCGGUCGCGCUCGACCGUCUCCCUCUUCACAAUUACCCUCAUGUCGUCGCUCGUCAUCGUGGGCAUACCACAUCUCUUCCCCUGCCCCGUGCCGCGACAUGCCUACGCUGAUUCCGAAAUGAUCAUGUCCGCCGACGGACAGCAGAGGAUGGUACGGAAACGUAGAAGAAAGCCUACCGAGCCCCGGCUGCAUGGUGAAAGUGACGCGAAUUCAACUCUUAUAGAUGAUACGACUACCCAAAUCCACACGGUGACGCCGAAGAAUUCAAUACAUCGACAACAAGAGGGGACUGUAGAUGAAGAGAUUGUGAAAUUCCGGCAGAUGGAAGAGGAAGCGAGGAGUUUGGCCACGGUCAAGAGGGAAUGUCCGGUGCCGAAGCCCGGGGGCGUGAUCGGCCAGCUUCUUGGCUUUAGGAGUCAGGAUACAGGGAGUGGGAGGGACGGGAUCCCGAGGGCAGAUAUACCGGGGCGGGGGAGCGGGUCGUAA
Messenger RNA from Histoplasma capsulatum G186AR, 507 nucleotides. RefSeq lists its product as uncharacterized. Gene Ontology annotation, cellular component: mitochondrial matrix. The record is from RefSeq and is a predicted model, not a curated record. Bases 1 to 507 code for a protein of 168 amino acids. Gene Ontology annotation, biological process: mitochondrial respiratory chain complex IV assembly. The transcript has a single exon. Lineage: Eukaryota; Fungi; Ascomycota; Eurotiomycetes; Onygenales; Ajellomycetaceae.